AAGAGUAUCAACCUAUUGAGACUGCGUGACUGCAUCUGCUUCCUGCCCGAGUCCCGAAUCCAACUCCGCAGCCCGCCGCACAUUCGCUCAAGCCUCGGAGUGCCACAGAUCAAACGAGAUGAUCAGAUAAGAUCAAAAUUCGCGCAGAACCGCGAUUACGCGAUCAGAUUAGAUCCCCAAUCUCCGCCGGACGUCAUCAUCGCCAUCCAUCGCCAUCCAUCACUCGCGCCGCUUCAAUUCUCUCACCUACACCUACAACCCCAUGUCCACCCAGACAUGAAGCAUGCCACGGCCCGCGCACCCCCUCCCAACACCACGGCGCCUCCGCCUCCCCACCACCAGCCAAUGCCGUCCGCAGCAGCAGCAGCAGCAGCAGCAGCAACAACAAUGGCGCACCUUCCACGCCUCGCGCCCCCGCAAUGAGAGCCUACCCGACCACUACCAAGCCCUGGAGCUAUCGCCCAGCGCCUCCCCCGCCGACAUAAAACGCCAAUUCUACUCCCUCUCCAAAAAGCACCACCCCGACCGCAACCGCGGCGACCCCGCCGCCUCCUCCCGCUUCGUCCACAUCAGCGAAGCCUACCACGUGCUGGGGUCUCCGGAAAAACGGCAGCGCUACGACCGGGACUACCAGCGCGUCCACAACAUCCCCUCGCAAAGCGCACACACACACGGCCACCACAGCGCCGGGGGGGCAGCCGCCUACGCGGGCCCCGCAGGCGCGCGCCCCGCGUCCGGCCUCUCGCGCCGCCGCGCCCAGUUCCGCGGCCCGCCCCCCUCCUUCUACCGCAACGGGGCGUGGGGCGCCCACGCCGAGAAGCGCGGCGCCGCCGCCGCAGGCGCUGCGCACGCCGCGUACGAGGCUGCGGCCGCGGAUGCCGCUGAGGCUUGGAAUGCGGCUGCGGGGCCGGCGGGCACCGGGGGCGGGUUUGGGCCCGGCCAGGCGACGCGCGGCUGGGACGCCGGCGUGCCGCAUUGGGAUCGGCGCGGGCAUGCGCGCACGCAGGAGAGCGUUGCCGCGAGCGUGGCGCGCAGUCGGUGGCGUAGGGGCGUGCAGCGCGAGGUGGUGGAUCCGUUGGGCGGAGGGUGGAGCGGGCUUGUGAAUUUUGUGGUUGUCAGUUCGGCGGUGGCGUUUGUAGCGGGGAUUCCGGCGUACUUUUAUAGUCGGACGCCUUGA
Aplosporella prunicola CBS 121167 is the source of this 1177-nucleotide messenger RNA. RefSeq lists its product as uncharacterized. The transcript is spliced from 2 exons. NCBI's taxonomy places the organism in Eukaryota, Fungi, Ascomycota, Dothideomycetes, Botryosphaeriales, Aplosporellaceae. The coding region runs from base 284 to 1177 and encodes 297 amino acids. The record is from RefSeq and is a predicted model, not a curated record.